This is a messenger RNA of Rubroshorea leprosula, 2368 nucleotides long. NCBI's taxonomy places the organism in Eukaryota, Viridiplantae, Streptophyta, Magnoliopsida, Malvales, Dipterocarpaceae. The record is from the annotation of a GenBank genome assembly.
GUUUGCUUGAAAUCUUCUGAAACUCUCUGUAGCGAAACACUCCGGCUUUAAGAAUAAAGCACCAGAGCACACACUACAACUUCGUAUCACUUUCAGGUAAAAUGGAUUCCAUUAGAGGAUUGACAGAGCUACAAGGUAACCAGGGUAGAGAAGGAGAAGAGGGGGGGGUUAUAUCUGUAGAGCCUAUCACGAUGAUAGUGCCACCGACGUUGCAGGAUGUGCUGGAAACAAUGACGCUUGAGAGCAGCGCCAGUUCGAGCGCUAGGGACAACGGUGGCGACCACCCUACUGCAUCGUCUGGCAACUCGUCUUUUGAGGAGACACUAGCUGCGAGAAAGGGACGGGGGAUAUGGUUGAGCAAUUUACGAAAGGCGCCCAAGGACCUGCCCACUGGAUUUAGGUUCAGGGCCGCGCUUCAUCAUGAAGUAGCAGACUGUGCGCCCUCAAUAAACGGGCUGGAUACCAGUGUACGUGGAUCAUUUGGAGGCCGGCCUGUGAUUUCCCCUACCCGGGCUGAUAUUCGACCUACUAGCAGACUACGAGCUAGCUCUGAUGCAGCUGACGCCCAACAGCAUAAGUGCUGGCUAUGUCCCAACUCCAGAGGCGCAAAGUGGUAUUACCUCUCCGGGAGAGAGAAGAGACAGCUGUUCAAGAAUGUCAGGAACAAGGUGGCGAGGUGGAAAAGGCAAUUCAUCUUUGUUCGCGAUACGCGAACAGAGAGAAUUAGCAACGACCUCGUUGCUCGGCUAUCUGAGUGGCGUGUGCCGAAUGCACACGUCAAUUACCCUCAAUUGCUACCACGGGACACGGACCUUAAGAAUCAGCUGUUGGAAUAUGCAAGGAGGGAAAACUUGAUAGAUCUAGAGGCCUUGGUUAGCUCGGAGCAGCUCACCGUGUUCGGGUUUGUCGACGUGGCAAACCUGUUCACAGAAGUAUACUGGAACGCCAGCGCUAGUGAGCCCAAGGUUCUCGAGGGUGCGCGUCGGGUAACACGCAACAAAGACAGACGCGAUUUGACGAGCGGAUGCCCCCAGCGCCACAAUAACGCAGUUCAUCCCACCGCGGCUCGAGCUCGGCGUCCAGGCCUCGUGCCAACCAGCGGGCUGAGACUGCGGCCCCCAGUGCACGCAAGCGUGCACGAGAGGAGACGGAAAGUGAGGACGAGGUCCCCCUCAUCUGGCGCAGAACAAGCGGGGGGACUCAGCUCAUGCAGGCGGCUCGAUCUUCGUGCGCUCACCCAACGCGCCCUCAGCAACUGCACGGGCAACAGUAGAGCUCGCCUCUGCGUCGACCUCAGUGUCGACGCCCAGGAUCGCAGACUUACAAUUGUUGCUGUUUGGCAGGCAUUCAGUUACGCUGUAGCGUUGUUCAAGACUGCUGCCGCAAAGAGCCGAGCAGACGAGCUCGCGAACAGAAAUAACGAGCUUAGGGAGGAGUUGGAGCGAGCUCGUGCUGAACGAGAAAGCGGGAUCCAGGAGGCAAAGGAGGAGGCCGCUUGGGUUGAGGAACGGGCCAAGAAGGCUGAGGCCGAAAGGGACCGUGCGCAGAACGAGCUGAGCUCCCUAAGGCACCAGGUCGCCAAGGCCGACCGGAACCUCAAUGCAGCUGAAGAGGCCCUGAACGAACUGAAGACAUCUCACGGGUGCUCUGUCAGUAUUGCCCGCGCUCAAGGCGUAGAGUGGCUGGUGGGGUCGGCCACGUUCCAAGACGCAGUGGCAGUGGCGUCUACUAACAUGACCACGGAGAUCUACAAUGAGAUCCGUGGUAAGGUGCUGCACCAUCACCCGGACUUCCCCAUCCUCGAGCUGGCAUUUUUUGACGGGGAAGACAUCGACGAGCAGGGUAAGAGCCUUGCUCCCCUAGCUGACACGACGGUGCGGUUGAGAUGGGAUCUCAACGAGGAAGGCAUACCUGUCUGGCCUCCUUCAGUUCUAGAGGAGGGGGAGGAUCUAGCGAGGCUGCCCUCCUUUGACGGAUGGGUGGAAGGGGCCUCUGUUGCUGAGCAGGAGCCAUCGAGUACUCCCCCCAACUCUCAGCCCGCCAUGGUGCCAGCCACGUCGCCCGUUGACGCGCCAGCUCCCGAGCUCGCAACCAGGUCUUCCCCAGCUCGCUCUGCUGCUGCUGCUACUGAUGCGUCUAUGCCCGUCGACCUGACGGAUGAUUAGAUUUAGGGUUUUUCUUUUUGAUCUUUUGUAUUUUUGUUUCUUUUCACAAACAAUUGUAUCGCAAUCUGUUGUGCUGAAACGUGUAAUUGUUUUUGAAAAGAAAUAUAAGAUCGACGAUUAUAUCAAACUGUUUUUCUUUAUUGUAUUGCAUGUACAGUUUACAUUUCCACGAACAAAUUCGUUAAUAACACAUACAUUAACUG